This is a messenger RNA of Kwoniella shivajii, 1704 nucleotides long. RefSeq lists its product as uncharacterized. The record is from RefSeq and is a predicted model, not a curated record. Gene Ontology annotation, cellular component: cell projection; cytosol; nucleus. The coding region runs from base 1 to 1704 and encodes 567 amino acids. The transcript has 7 exons. Gene Ontology annotation, molecular function: protein tyrosine phosphatase activity; phosphatidylinositol-3,4,5-trisphosphate 3-phosphatase activity. NCBI's taxonomy places the organism in Eukaryota, Fungi, Basidiomycota, Tremellomycetes, Tremellales, Cryptococcaceae. Gene Ontology annotation, biological process: phosphatidylinositol dephosphorylation; negative regulation of cell population proliferation; regulation of phosphatidylinositol 3-kinase/protein kinase B signal transduction.
AUGUCAUUUGACUACGUGCGUAAGAUCGUGUCAGGCAAAAAAGCCAGAUUCAUAGAUCCUGACAAUGCUGUCAACUUGGAUUUGGUAUAUGUUACGGAUAGGAUAAUAAUAAUGGGAUACCCAGCUGUUGGAGUAGCAGGGUUGUAUCGAAAUAGGCGUAGAGACGUAUUGAAAUUCAUCAAUUCAAGACACGGCGAGAAAUGGUGGAUAUGGAAUUUAUGUCCCUUAUAUGAAAAUGCAUAUUCACCUGAAAGCAUGCACGGACGAGUAUCUAGAUACCCUUUUCCUGAUCACCAUCCACCACCUCUCCCACUUCUUCCCUUGGCAGUGAGGGAGAUGACAGCUUGGCUGGAAGGUGAUUCAGAAAGAGUGGCCAUCAUCCAUUGCAAAGCGGGAAAGGGUCGAUCUGGAACACUCCUUUGUUCAUAUCUCCUCUCUUUACCUGCUCUCCCUCCUCCACCUCAAUUAGAUAGUUCAUAUACGCAUAAAGAUUUGAAAAAGAGAUUAGAAGAACGUAAGAAAGAAACUUCGUCAGAAAACACGACCCCAUCAGAAGAUGAUAGAGACCGAGAUGGAUGGGUUUACGUUGGCUCAGGACAAGAUAUAACAGGUGUUCAGGUAACUGAGGAUCAAACGGAAUUAGGAAGAACAAGUACACCGGCACAUUCUGAGAAGAUCAAUGUAGCUCCUGUGACUAGAUCGACCAAUUCUUCCACAACGACUUUAUCAAACCCUUCUUCUUCACCCUCAAUCAAUAUUCAGGUCGAUACGAAUCCUCCUUAUCCCAUUGAUAUAGGAGAUGAAGGUAAUCCAGGUGAAGUAGGUCAAGAAGAUAGGAAAGAUGGAAGGGUCGACGAGGUCUUCAAACUGCAUUCUAGUAGAAGAAUGAAACCCACAAGUUCCGGAAGAGGUGUUUCCAUUCCAAGUCAAAGAAGAUGGUGCCGAUAUAUCCAUUUGCUGUUCAACAAUCAAGCUCCACCAUCUUACACAUCACCUAAACCAUCUCGUGUGAGAUUGGUAUCAAUCACACUCCUUCUCACUCCACCUUCAGGAUGGCAUAAACCGCUUGCAUCUCUUGUCAUUGGUGGGACAGGUGGAACGGGUCAAGGGAAAGCUUGGGCAUCAGUAGCGCGAUAUGACGAUGAAUAUGUCGACGAACUCAAAGCUAGAGGUGGAACGGGUCAAGGAGUAGGAGGUCAGGUUACUUGGGGCGGUGUAGGCGGUGAAGGUAGAUUUGAUACCAAUAAAAUGUUCAGAAGCUGUGGAAAAAUGAUCGCUUCAGACAUUGAUGACCUUACUACGAGCUCCUUGCCACAAGAUCACCAAGAUUACAUUGUUCAUCACCUGACACCUUCAAAAGAUUCCUUGAUAUUGGAUAGAUCUCGUGAAUUUAGAUUGAAGUUUCAUCUUGCUUCAGUACCUUUAGGUUGGACAUGGUUAAUCCCAGCAUUCCACCUUCCAGAACCACCUUCCCGGUCAUCAUUUGAACCACCUCAGAAAAGAACGCACACUUUACAUUUCCCAAGAUCUCAAAUCGAUUUCCCACUCGGUCCAGGUCAGUCCAUACAUGAGAUCCUGGUAAGACUGGAAGAAGUACCGGAAGAAGAUCGAGAAGCGACUGCGAGGUUGAUGAGCGACGAGGAAGAGAAGAAGGAAGGGGUCGAUGAGACAAAUCGAGAGUUGGUGAAAGAGGAGGGGGAAUGA